Strigops habroptila (Kakapo) is the source of this 5755-nucleotide messenger RNA. It is a transcript of the gene FOXP2, whose product is annotated as forkhead box P2. The record is from RefSeq and is a predicted model, not a curated record. Gene Ontology annotation, molecular function: RNA polymerase II cis-regulatory region sequence-specific DNA binding; DNA-binding transcription repressor activity, RNA polymerase II-specific. Bases 526 to 2670 code for a protein of 714 amino acids. Gene Ontology annotation, cellular component: nucleus. The transcript has 19 exons. Gene Ontology annotation, biological process: regulation of transcription by RNA polymerase II. NCBI's taxonomy places the organism in Eukaryota, Metazoa, Chordata, Aves, Psittaciformes, Psittacidae.
GCACACUCCGCGCUCGGGCGGACCCGCACGCCGCGGCAGGGAGCGCGGCGCCGCACCGGCAGCGCGAAGCAGCGCCGGCCGCCGGCGGGGCGAGAGACACCGCCGCUCCGCGCGCGAGGAAGGGCCCCGCGCGCCCGCCCGCCCCCCGCUCCCCCGGCCCCGCGCGUCCCGGCGGCGGCUCCGCCCGCAGAGACUUUGCAUGUGCGCGCGGCGGCGUGCGGCUCCGGGCGCCCUUUUCUCUCGGUGUCAGCUCGCCGGGACGCCCUGCACGGUGUCUCCUCCCGAUAAUUUCAAGUGAAAGUUAAGGACCUUUUGUCCUCAUCUGCUGUAGAGGUGGUAGACUCUUCUGGAAGGAGAACCAGUUUGAGCAAAAAGGAAAAGACCGUCCCUUCCAGCAGCACAGCAAGGUGACUAAGUGACUGCAAAGAAAUGAUGGUGGUGCUGGAAUUGAUUUCAGACAUCACUUCAGUUCAAGGUUGAAGUGAAAAGGUUUUUUUGAGGCUUAGAAGAAGCAGGUAUUAAGUCAUGAUGCAGGAAUCUGCGACAGAGACAAUAAGCAACAGUUCAAUGAAUCAAAAUGGAAUGAGCACUCUAAGCAGCCAAUUAGAUGCUGGCAGCAGAGAUGGAAGAUCAAGUGGUGACACGAGCACUGAAGUAAGCACAGUAGAACUGCUGCAUCUGCAACAACAGCAGGCACUCCAGGCAGCAAGGCAGCUGCUUUUACAGCAACAGACAAGUGGACUGAAAUCUCCUAAGGGCAGUGAUAAACAGAGACCACUGCAGGUGCCUGUGUCAGUGGCCAUGAUGACUCCCCAGGUGAUCACCCCUCAGCAAAUGCAGCAGAUUCUCCAGCAGCAAGUGUUGUCUCCACAGCAGCUUCAAGCCCUUCUCCAGCAGCAGCAAGCAGUUAUGUUGCAGCAGCAACAACUACAAGAGUUUUACAAGAAACAGCAAGAGCAGUUACAUCUUCAGCUUUUGCAGCAGCAGCAACAGCAGCAGCAACAGCAACAACAACAGCAGCAACAACAGCAACAACAGCAGCAGCAGCAACAGCAACAACAACAGCAGCAGCAGCAGCAACAGCAGCAGCAACAGCAUCCAGGAAAGCAAGCAAAAGAGGUAGGAGCUAAGACCUUUCAGCAGCAGCAGUUGGCAGCCCAGCAGCUUGUCUUCCAGCAGCAGCUCCUCCAGAUGCAACAACUUCAGCAGCAGCAACAUCUGCUGAACCUUCAGCGUCAGGGACUCAUUUCCAUCCCACCUGGCCAGUCUGCUCUUCCUGUCCAGUCUCUGCCACAAGCUGGCUUAAGUCCUGCUGAGAUUCAGCAGUUAUGGAAAGAAGUGACUGGAGUUCACAGUAUGGAAGACAAUGGCAUUAAACAUGGAGGGCUAGACCUCACUACUAACAAUUCCUCCUCUACUACCUCCUCCACCACUUCCAAAGCAUCACCACCAAUAACUCAUCAUUCCAUAGUGAAUGGACAGUCUUCAGUUCUAAAUGCAAGGCGAGACAGCUCGUCACAUGAGGAAACUGGGGCCUCCCAUACUCUCUAUGGUCAUGGAGUUUGCAAAUGGCCUGGCUGUGAAAGUGUUUGUGAAGAUUUUGGACAAUUUUUAAAGCACCUUAACAAUGAACAUGCAUUGGAUGACAGAAGCACUGCUCAGUGUCGGGUGCAAAUGCAAGUGGUUCAACAGUUAGAAAUACAGCUUUCUAAGGAACGCGAACGUCUUCAAGCAAUGAUGACCCACUUGCACAUGCGACCCUCGGAGCCCAAGCCAUCUCCAAAACCUCUCAAUUUGGUGUCUAGCGUCACCAUGUCUAAGAACAUGUUGGAGACAUCACCACAGAGCUUACCUCAAACUCCCACAACACCAACGGCCCCAGUCACCCCAAUUACCCAGGGACCUUCCGUAAUCACCCCAGCCAGUGUACCCAAUGUGGGAGCCAUUCGAAGAAGACAUUCAGACAAAUACAACAUUCCCAUGUCAUCAGAAAUUGCCCCAAACUAUGAAUUUUAUAAAAAUGCAGAUGUCAGACCUCCAUUUACUUAUGCAACUCUCAUAAGGCAGGCUAUCAUGGAAUCGAGUGACAGGCAGUUAACACUUAAUGAAAUUUACAGCUGGUUUACACGGACAUUUGCUUACUUCAGGCGUAAUGCAGCAACUUGGAAGAAUGCAGUGCGUCAUAAUCUUAGCCUGCACAAGUGUUUUGUUCGAGUAGAAAAUGUUAAAGGAGCAGUAUGGACAGUGGAUGAAGUAGAGUACCAGAAGCGAAGGUCACAAAAGAUAACAGGAAGCCCAACGUUAGUGAAAAACAUACCCACCAGCUUAGGCUAUGGAGCAGCUCUUAAUGCAAGUUUGCAGGCUGCACUGGCAGAGAGUAGUUUACCAUUACUUAGUAACCCAGGAUUGAUAAAUAACGCAUCCAGUGGCUUACUGCAGGCAGUCCAUGAAGAUCUCAAUGGUUCGCUGGAUCACAUUGACAGUAAUGGAAAUAGCAGUCCGGGCUGCUCUCCUCAGCCUCACAUACACUCUAUCCAUGUCAAGGAAGAACCAGUGAUUGCAGAGGAUGAAGACUGUCCAAUGUCCUUGGUGACAACAGCAAAUCACAGUCCAGAGUUGGAAGAUGAUAGAGAGAUUGAGGAAGAGCCUUUAUCUGAAGAUCUGGAAUAAAAAGAGACUUAAGAAACCUCAAAAUGAAGGGACAUAUCACUGACCUUCAGAACCACUCCGCGACCAUGAAUAUUUGACAAAUUUUUACUGUGACUAUUUAUUAAGCAUGGAUAAAGAAGAACAGCCCUAAAGGAACUUGUUAAGCCAGCCCUUUGGGACCCAGUAACAACAGGCAAAUUGCUUGUUUUUCUUCUUCUUCUUUUUUUCUUUUUCCUUUUUUUUUUAAAGAUAAACUGAUUUUCUUGAGGAAAAAAAAAAACGACAAAACUGUUCUUUAUAUAAUGGCUUGCCCAUUUAAAAAAAAUGUGGCUCUUAAGGGUUCAUGAAAUGACUGAAUAUGAGGAUACAUGUUCUGUAGAAAGCAAAUGGGCCUCAUAUACUGCCAAAAAUAGUGUUAGUUUCAUUAAUGUGGAUUUCCAGCAUACGGUAGUUGUAAUGUUAGAAACAAUUGCUGGUCAAGUUCAACUUGUUGCUAUUGUUUUUAAUUUGCACAGGAGUAGUAUCAGAAAUUAGUGUCACUGCUUGUAUCUAGCUGAAUUUUAAACAACAGAACAUUAGUUUUUUAUGUUGGUGCCACCAACUGUAAAUGACAUAAGUUAGUUAUUACAAACCACAGUAAUUAGACUGUUGCAACCAUCUAAAAACCUUUAGGCUUCCAGUCUGUGCUGUUAGUGUUAAGAUGUAAAGUGCAAUCCUAAGCUAACAUUGUCUGUGCAAGCACCAUAGAAACAUUUGCAUAUCUGCAUAUAUCUUACAACUGUACUCUUUACCUCCUUGUGAUAAAGCUUUGUCUACCUGCAAACACAGUCAAAGGCUACAGCUGCAAACCAAAGCCAACUCUAACAAUGGCCAAUAGCUCAACGACAGAAGCAGCCACAUGCUUUGGUCAGCCUUCUGUAACUUUAAUUAGUACAAAGGAACCUUUCCAUGAACUACCUGCUGUUUUCUGAUGACCUCUGGGAUCUUUUCAUUUAGCCCUAUACAAAGAAACAAAUAUGAAAAAAAGUCAAUUCAGUCACAGUGUAAUCUUCUGAGGCCAAAAGUCAAUCUAAAUGCAGUGAAGAUUUGCUUUCAUUUAAGACAGAGGUGAGAACAAAGUCUGCAGUGGAAGUUAUGAUAGAAAGCAACAAAUGUGGAUCACUGACCAAAAUAAUGAUGUACUUGAUGCAAAUGCAGAUUGCAUAUUGUUAUAUAUAAUACAUUAUGUUUUAUUUUUUUCCCAUUCAGUCUUGUUUUUUUCUGUGGUGAAUACAUGUUGUUAGAAGAUGUCUUGUAUGGUCUUAAUCUUUGUUGUGUACUAUUUUUUAUAGUCUUAAGUUAUAAUGAAAAAAAAGAAAAGUAGGAACCAAACAUAAAAGGUCUAGUAAAGCCAAAAAUUAAUUUCAUAUUGAUUUAAAGUGAUCUAGGUGAGUUUUUACACUGAAAGCAAAGAUAUAGCAAUUGUAGUCCAUGGUAUUUAUUUUCACUCAAACCAAAGUUACAUAUAAUUCUGCCUCUGCUUAUACGGGAUAUUAACACUAACAAUACACUCCCUUUGGAAGACUUGCACAGGCCAAAUUGUUGGAAUGCUGGUUUUCUUGACAACUCCAAACCCAAAAAUAUGAUAAUGCGUUAUGGUGUAGUUGAAAAUAGCAUAGUCAGAUGUUUGCUUAAAACCUAGAAACUUUACGUGUUGCUUUUCAUGUGCUGUGCCAAGUCUUGAUAAUACUUUUUCCCCCAACCAAGGGACCUCAUAACCUGAUUAUGGUUAUUGCUUUACAAACAGUUUUUGACAGAAGGUGGCUGCUAGAGCUUAACAUAUGUACCAGUUCCAUGUGAUGGUCCUGGUUCUUGCAAACUAAGCUCAUCAUUUAUUCUUUGCUGAAGUCAGCAAAUAGACUUAAAGAUAUACACAGUCAUCUAUCACGCCAAAUAAAACGACAUAACGGCUUUCGAAAGGGUUUUCCCACUUACCCAAAAGGCUUUCUGAAAGCUUCUACCUCUGCAAAAGAAAAAAAAAAAAAAAAAGAAAAAAAAAACAAGAGCAAAAGAAAUUAGAACAAUUAUGGCAGAUUGCAUGAAUUGUGAGAACGUCAUAGUAACUGCUACUUUUCAUUAUGUUUGUCUUUGGGUCAUGAUCAACAGAAAGUUUACGGUAAUUACAUCAAGAGAAGGAUCCACCUUGUAAGCGGUUGUUUUCAGUCAAUCAGUCGUCUAAGAUGCUGAUGUGGGGAAUACCUGAAAGGGAACGAUGGGUGUUUCGAGUGCAUGUUCAAGAGACUUUGAUGGACUGGAAGUAAAUGUGGUAACUGUUACCAUCAGGAAGGUGGCCUAAGACUACAAUGCUAAAGUAUGCAUACCUCAGUUACAAAACUUUUGAAAGGAAGUCUCAGCCACAGAAUGCAUAUACCUGUAGAGUUUUGCAUGGGUUUUAUAUAAAUACAAUUUAAAAAAAAAAUAGCUGCUUGCACAUUAUACCAGAAAAACCUCCAAAACUGCAAUUGCUUUGAAAAUAGAUUUUAGGUUUUUUGGAGUUUUCUGAGAUGCUUGGUCUGUAUUUUGAUAAUUGUGCAUAUUAUGUAAAAAUGUUGGUGGACCCAUAAAUGACCAGACUUUUUCUAAGAAAAAUGUUGCUUUAAUGCAUUUCAUGAAUUUUUACUCUUAUAUCAUUGCUUGCUAGUAAUAGCAAAUCUGCUUUUCUGCAUCUGCUUUGCGUAGCUAUUGUAAGGCUUUGAACUAAUGUAUGUAUUUAUUGCUUGAACUUCUGUGCAUACCUUAUAAAGCAUAAUGUCUGACAAUUUAAAUGGCUCAUGUAUUCUUGCUUCUAUCAUAAGCCGAGGACGGGGAUUAUGAUCUUUUGUAUACAGCAAAUUUUAACUGUAGCACAAACAUCUGUUUAUGUAUUGGUGGGAUAUACCUGUUUUAUUUAUCUUUUUUGAGGUAAACUAAUUUUUGAUACUUUUCAUUACCGUGUACUGUGUUCAUACCUUGAAUUCUCUGACGUUAGAAGUCAUGGUUGAGAAUUGUAACAGCUGUUAUUCGUUCUGUAUUCAUGGCUUUCACUGCUGAAUAAAAUAAAGGACCAAACCUAGGAUUUGAAAGAAAA